Molecule: messenger RNA, 1422 nt
Organism: Peronospora matthiolae
Lineage: Eukaryota; Oomycota; Peronosporomycetes; Peronosporales; Peronosporaceae
Source: the annotation of a GenBank genome assembly
AUGGAUCAAUCAACGACCGAGCAGCUUCACAGCGACCAGCAGCUUGAGCGCGUCACAAUUGGCGACAAAGAGACAGAGAAAGGCGAAGCUGAUACAGUGUUGGUUGCAGGACAGAAGCGGGACGAACAAGACGUUGGCAGGAGAGAGAUUCGACCCGAGAAGAGGCAGAAGACUUACGGCGUCGAAUUGAAGGCUCGUGGCGUCUGUAAUCGUCAAGAUGAAAAGAACUUGGAGGUAGAGAAACCGGUAUUUCGACCAUGGGAGACGGUAUCAGGAUCGCUGCAUGUCUUGGACGCACGGGGGAACGUGGAGCAGACCGGAGGAGCUACGAGAACGUGCAAGAUUGCGGGCUUUGACUUGGACGGGACGCUCAUUGUGACGAGAAGUGGACGCAAAUAUGCACUGGAUCACAACGAUUGGAAGCUUUUUCACCCGACGUUGGUGCCGAAAAAGCUGGACGAGUUGGUGCGUCAAGGGUACACGCUCGCGAUUAUCUCGAACCAACAUGGGGUUGCUAAGGGACAUGUCACGGCGGCUCAGAUGCAGAAUAAGCUGGAGGCUAUUGUAAAGAAGCUGGGGUUGCCUAUGCUAGUCUGUUUUAGCACCAAGGACGAUAAUAUGCGUAAACCUCGGUUAGGCGCGUGGAAGGAACUGACAAAGCGGCUGAGCACGAAGAGUGAACAAGGGAUUGAUAAGGAAGUCAGUUUCUAUUGUGGAGAUGCUGCAGGAAGACCGAAGGUCGCAGGUCGCUCGAAAGACUUUGCUUCGACGGAUUACCAGCUUGCGUUAAACGCUGGGGUUCGCUUUUUCACGCCUGAAGACUUGUUCUUAGGUACGAAACAGCGGGUCCACACGCGUCCCGACACGUGGGAGCUUGGCUUUGAUCCCAAGUCCAUCACUUUGAACGACUCUGCUGAACCUUUGCUAGAUCCUCCGUCGGCUCAAGCCGUGAAAGAAGAGCAGGAACUGGUCGUCCUCGUUGGCCCGCCCGCAUCGGGAAAGUCAUUUUUUGCGAACACGUAUUUGAGCUCAUACGUCGUCGUAAGUCAAGACGAACUGCAGACAGCUGCUAAGUGCAAGAAGAAGUGUGUUGAAGCGAUCACGCAGAAGAAAAGUGUGGUCAUCGACAGUACGAAUCGUGACCCGCGUGCAAGAAAGGAGUGGAUUGCAAUUGCGAAGGAAAAAAAUUUGCCCAUUCGGUGCUUUGAAAUGGAUAUCGACAAGCCGCUUUCGAUGCACUUGAACACGUUCAGGUCGCUGACGCUGGAGCGCAAAGUUCCGGACGUUGCCAUUCAUGGGUUUUACAAGAAUGUCGUGCCACCAACGGUCAACGAGGGGUUUGCAGAAGUUGUAAAGGUCCCAUUCCGAAUCGACAGAAACGUCUCCGAAGCCGACCGAAUACUGCUGCAAUCCUACAUUUGA